AUGCCAAAGUUGAGGAAGUCCCGUCCGACUCUGGCGUGCCCUACUCCCAAGACGAACGUCCCGUAUUCGCACCUCACCUGGACAAACGACCAACCCCUAGACUCCGAAGUCAACGAGAUCCGUUUGGUCAUCCAAGACGCCGAGAUACGCCUCGCAGAACAUGGGAAAGGCCCCCAGCUUGACGUCGUUCAAUCUCGGGAAGAAGCAAAGGUACUGCGCGCACUCAUCAGGACUUGCACCAAGAUUAUACAUCCGAUACGCCGUCUACCAUUCGAGAUAAUCGGCGAGAUCUUCCUUCACACGCUCUCGGGCCCGGAUGGCUGCAACAACUACCCCGCAGUCCACGACCACCACCACGGUCCUUGGGCAUAUAGUCAAGUAUGUCAACGAUGGAGAGCCGUCGCCCUCUCCUUGCCCCGUCUCUGGUCCGAACUGAGCGUGCCCUCGAAC
This is a messenger RNA of Desarmillaria tabescens, 450 nucleotides long. RefSeq lists its product as uncharacterized. NCBI's taxonomy places the organism in Eukaryota, Fungi, Basidiomycota, Agaricomycetes, Agaricales, Physalacriaceae. The transcript has a single exon. The annotation marks the transcript as partial. The record is from RefSeq and is a predicted model, not a curated record.